This is a messenger RNA of Striga asiatica, 2085 nucleotides long. The record is from the annotation of a GenBank genome assembly. NCBI's taxonomy places the organism in Eukaryota, Viridiplantae, Streptophyta, Magnoliopsida, Lamiales, Orobanchaceae.
AUGAGAGAAAUCCUGCACAUUCAAGGAGGUCAGUGCGGGAACCAGAUCGGGUCCAAGUUCUGGGAGGUCAUCUGCGACGAGCACGGCGUGGACCCGACCGGAAAGUUCAAGGGCGAUGAGUCGUCCGACACGCAGUUGGAGAGGAUCAAUGUCUACUUUAACGAGGCGUCCGGCGGGAGAUACGUGCCGCGGGCGGUGCUCAUGGAUCUGGAGCCAGGAACCAUGGACUCCAUCAGAUCCGGCCCGUACGGGCAGAUCUUCAGGCCCGACAACUUCGUGUUCGGGCAGUCCGGCGCUGGGAACAACUGGGCCAAGGGGCAUUACACGGAGGGCGCGGAGCUGAUCGACGCCGUGCUCGAUGUUGUCAGGAAGGAGGCCGAGAAUUGCGAUUGCUUGCAAGGAUUCCAGGUAUGCCACUCCCUAGGUGGAGGCACAGGCUCUGGCAUGGGCACCCUCUUAAUCUCAAAAAUCCGAGAAGAAUAUCCUGACCGAAUGAUGCUUACCUUUUCCGUUUUCCCUUCACCCAAAGUCUCGGAUACCGUUGUUGAGCCUUACAACGCCACACUCUCUGUCCACCAGCUGGUCGAGAAUGCUGACGAGUGCAUGGUCCUCGACAAUGAAGCUCUUUACGACAUCUGCUUCAGGACCCUCAAGCUCAGCACCCCAAGCUUUGGCGAUCUGAACCAUCUAAUCUCGGCAACAAUGAGCGGUGUCACGUGCUGCCUCCGUUUCCCGGGGCAACUCAACUCCGACCUCCGGAAGCUUGCCGUGAACCUCAUCCCUUUCCCCCGCCUCCAUUUUUUCAUGGUCGGUUUUGCCCCUCUCACGUCCCGCGGCUCCCAACACUACAUCUCCCUCACCGUCCCCGAGCUGACUCAGCAGAUGUGGGAUGCCAAGAACAUGAUGUGCGCAGCCGACCCGCGGCACGGCCGCUAUCUAACAGCCUCUGCCAUGUUCCGAGGCAAGAUGAGCACGAAAGAAGUUGACGAGCAGAUGCUGAACGUCCAGAACAAGAACUCGUCAUACUUUGUGGAGUGGAUACCGAACAACGUGAAGUCGAGCGUUUGUGACGUGGCGCCCACGGGACUUCGGAUGGCUUCAACGUUCGUGGGGAACUCGACUUCCAUACAGGAGAUGUUCAGGAGGGUGAGUGAACAGUUCACCGCAAUGUUCAGGAGGAAGGCUUUCUUGCACUGGUAUACUGGGGAAGGGAUGGACGAGAUGGAGUUUACGGAGGCUGAGAGUAAUAUGAAUGAUUUGGUGGCCGAGUAUCAGCAGUAUCAGGAUGCGACUGCUGAUGAUGAGGAUGAGUAUGAGCGUGAGGAGGAGGAGGAGGAGGAAGGUGUAUAUGAUGAUUAUGUGAGUUUGUUUGUUACUUUGUGGUGCACUUCUUUUAUAUGUAGUAGUUGUGGUGUUGUGUAUUUGGGAUUCCUUUUGCUCCUUUGGGAGUUUUGGCGAAAUCGUUUCGAUAUUCAACUGGCAAUGAACAGGGUGUGUCUGGUUUGCUUUCUUUUGAUCGUUAACAAUAUGGAUGGCCCCAUGGCUAAGGCGGCCGAAGUAAAGGCGACAUACGAGAGCCCCGAGGUCGCAAGAUCAACCCACUUAGAGGAAGAGAAGGCGACAAUAGUGGCGGAGAGAGAGCAGGCUAAGAAUGAGAAGGACCCCGCCUUCGAGAAGACUUUGGAGGUCAACCAUGCGAUCAACAUCAGGCUUUUUAUAAUGCUAAUGUUAUUGGCAACUUAUUCUGAUUUCAAAGAGAAGAUGGAGGCAGGAAUGGAGAAGUUCAGGCUCGGACUCGUGCUGUCGCCCCUGGCAGGGAUUGUGGCGGUGAUAGUGAUGCUGCUGGGCCGCCGGAGGUUGUGGUGGCGGGCGACGGCGGCGGACGGCGGAGGCUGGCCGUGGGGGCUGGUGCUGGCCCUGCUACUGCUUGUCGUCAUGGGCAACCGAAUCCUUCUCGUCGAACUCGAGAAGACGUCGGGUGUGAUGGCCGGGAGCAGUGCACGUAGGUCGCGGGUCGCCGGUGGUCACGCGGUGGCAGACGGCGUCGGUGGGAGCGACUUCUUCCACGCCUUUUGUCCAAAUUAA